CAUUGAUGCAUCUGAGAGCUAUAUUACAAAUUGUGGUUGCAAUUUCACUAUUAUUGAGCUAUGCCAAAAUUGAAGCAAGACAAAGCCUAUCUAAGGUUGAAGAUUUGGAAUUGGAGAGGCAAUUGAAGCUUAUAAAUAAGCCAGCUAUCAAGACUAUAAAGAGGAAAUAUGGAGAAAUAUAUGAUUGUGUGGACUUUUACAAACAACCUGCAUUCGAUCAUCCUCUAUUGAAGAAUCACAAUUUUCAUCCCGAGAUGAAACCUACCUUGCCCAAUUUACAAGGAGAUGACACUUCUUCAAACAUUAACAAACCUUUUAACAUAGGGUUAAAAGGCGGAGGUUGUCCUACUGAAACAAUUCCUAUCAAAAGAAUUACUAAAGACGAUCUAAUACGACAAAGACUCUUAUCACAUAUUAGAGGCGCGGAUGAAUCCCCUGAUGGUGAUGAUAUAGAAUCCAGUAUAUUAGAUCGAAACAACUCAAUUGCAACAGUGCAAAUCCCAUACAACUCAACAAACAAAAUAACAGGAGCUGGGGCAAUUAUUAGCUUACAUAAUCCUCAAAAUCUUAGUGGACAUCAAUUUAGUGCUGGUCGUAUUAAGGUUCAAAAUGGGAUCGAAAGCAUACAAGUCGGUUGGAUAGUGAAUCCAUAUGUCUAUGGAGACACUCAUACACGAUUAUACACGUAUUUAAAGACAGAAAAAUUAGCUUGUUUUAAUACUCGAUGUCCUGGAUUUAUUCAUAUAAACACUGCAAUACCUUUAGAUGGAGAUCUUCCUGGCUCUACUUAUGGUGGACCUAUUUAUGAUGUACCAAUGUACAUUGCUCGUGACAUUUCAAAUGGAAAUUGGUGGUUUAAAUUUGGACCAAACUAUACAUCAGUUGGAUUUUGGCCAUCAAAGAUAUUUACAAAGUUAAAUGAAUUUGCAACAAGUGUUGAAUAUGGAGGAAUCGUAUAUAGUCCACCAGGUGUACCAGAACCUUCUAUGGGCGGUGGCUAUUUUCCAGUUGGAGACUUGAAGAAAGAUGGAUAUUUUAAGAAUAGUACCUACUUAACAGAUAAAAAUGAAACUAAAUCUUUAGAUGAUAUUGAAGUGAAAUUAUAUGCAAAUAGUCCAAAUUUGUAUAGAGUCACUGAUUAUCCAAACUCUGGGGUUGAAUCUGGUAAUUUAGUCCUAUAUGGAGGACCAGGUGAACAUAUAUAA
Solanum verrucosum is the source of this 1205-nucleotide messenger RNA. RefSeq lists its product as uncharacterized. The record is from RefSeq and is a predicted model, not a curated record. NCBI's taxonomy places the organism in Eukaryota, Viridiplantae, Streptophyta, Magnoliopsida, Solanales, Solanaceae. The transcript has 8 exons. The coding region runs from base 6 to 1205 and encodes 399 amino acids.